AUGGCAUCGCUCAAUGAAAUGUAUGACCAACUUUUGUGAGUGUGAUAUCCAGAGACCAAUAUGUCUUGUUUUAUUUUUAGCAUCGAAUUUCUGACCAGAAAAUGCACGACUUCUGGUGAUCACAUUUUCAGAAAGUUUCAGCAAUCACCCGCUUGUUUCAGACGAGUGCUCCACCAAGUACGAGGAGGCGGAAACUGGCUGUCUUAAUCAUAACGUCUAUCAAGAUCAUAAAAAAGCCUGCCUUCAGGGAUUGACCAACGCUAAACCAAAAGUUUGCAAGAAAUCUCGAAUCGGUGGUUCGUUCUUUUUUGGUGAUUCUGAUGUCAGUCAAUCUUUCACGUCAGGAGCUUUCUGCGGUGGAUUCGGCGGCUCGGGGAAUAGUACCUCAGGGAAUGCGACUACUGUUGCCGACAAAAGUACUACCGAAUCAGCCGGCAGCAUUGGAAUCAUCGUCGCCGUCGUCAUCGGAAUCGUUCUCAUUUUUAUCGUAGUUUCGGCUAUUGUUUUCUUCAAAAAACGUCAACGCAACAAGAAGCCGGAUCUGGAGAUCGGAAAGUCUGGAAUGACGGCUGUCCCCUCAAAGACACCCGCUACGAGUCGGACCACGACAACGGGGAAGAAGGGCGGAAAGAACAAUAAGACUAGCACGACGACCACUGCAACCGGACAUUGA
This is a messenger RNA of Caenorhabditis sp. 36 PRJEB53466, 673 nucleotides long. The record is from the annotation of a GenBank genome assembly. Lineage: Eukaryota; Metazoa; Nematoda; Chromadorea; Rhabditida; Rhabditidae.